This is a messenger RNA of Anopheles aquasalis, 901 nucleotides long. Its product is annotated as importin subunit alpha-like. Lineage: Eukaryota; Metazoa; Arthropoda; Insecta; Diptera; Culicidae. Gene Ontology annotation, molecular function: protein binding. The record is from RefSeq and is a predicted model, not a curated record.
CUUUUUGCUGUUCUUGUGUGUUCUGUGUGGUUUUGAGUGUUUUCUGAGGAUAAAAUAGUCGGCCCGCGUAUGACGAUCAAUAAUGAAGACCGAGAACAACGCCCAAAGCCCGUUAACGCUGAAGGAGAUCAUGCAGUAUAUCCAGAGCGGCGAAACGAAAAAGGAGCUAACGGCACUGCGGGCUGCCGAUAAGAUGCUGGAUGACGAAAAGAAUAAGUCAAAGUUUAAUUCGAUCAUUAAUAAGAUGAUCGCGCAGGGGAUGGUUUCGAGCUGCGUUGAGUAUCUCGUAGCUUUCGACAGGCCGACCCUUCAGCGCGAAGCGGCGUCGGUGCUAUCGUGCAUCGCCAUGUACGGUGAGUCCGAUCAGUGGAAGGUGGUGAUCGAGGCCAAUGCGAUACCGCGCAUGAUUGAUCUCCUUUCUUACCCAUCGAGAAAGCUGACACUGUCGAUCACCACAGCGUUAAUUCGAAUUGCGUGUGUUGAUCCGGAGGCACGGGAUACCGUGCUCGAGUACGAGAUCGUUGAGGCGAUCAUCAGCAUCCUGCGGAACGCCAACACCUCGAUUAGCCGGCAGAUACAUCUGAUAGAAUUGAUAGAAGCACUGUGUUGGGAUUGCGAAGCAACACCACCACCCUUCGAGUGCAUCGAGCCCUUGAUUCCGGUAUUAACAGAGCUACUGGAUCACGAGAGCAGGCAGGUAGUAAUCGACGCAUGCAUGGCCCUGUCCAAGAUAACUGAAAGAAAACACCUUGAUGCGAUUAAGGUGGCAUCGGUGGUAGCGGCCGGUGCCGUACCGAAACUGUUGCGGGUGCUGGGAUCUGAUGCGAGUGCUUCCACCAGAGAGCAGGCCGUUGAGUGCGUUGGAAACUUGGUGGAUUGGUGGUCGACGCGCCAAACAUGA